Messenger RNA from Salvelinus namaycush (lake trout), 1438 nucleotides. RefSeq lists its product as uncharacterized. NCBI's taxonomy places the organism in Eukaryota, Metazoa, Chordata, Actinopteri, Salmoniformes, Salmonidae. Bases 26 to 1438 code for a protein of 470 amino acids. The transcript is spliced from 2 exons. The record is from RefSeq and is a predicted model, not a curated record.
CAGCUAUGAUCUGGACCCACAUCUGAUGAGUUGUACCACGUUUAUCAGACUGAAACACUACAGAAUAAAACUAUCCAGCUAUGAUCUGGACCCACAUCUGAUGAGUUGUACCACGUUUAUCAGACUGAAACACUACAGAAUAAAACUAUCCAGCUAUGAUCUGGACCCACAUCUGAUGAGUUGUACCACGUUUAUCAGACUGAAACACUACAGAAUAAAACUAUCCAGCUAUGAUCUGGACCCACAUCUGAUGAGUUGUACCAUGUUUAUCAGACUGAAACACUACAGAAUAAAACUAUCCAGCUAUGAUCUGGACCCACAUCUGAUGAGUUGUACCACGUUUAUCAGACUGAAACACUACAGAAUAAAACUAUCCAGCUAUGAUCUGGACCCACAUCUGAUGAGUUGUACCACGUUUAUCAGACUGAAACACUACAGAAUAAAACUAUCCAGCUAUGAUCUGGACCCACAUCUGAUGAGUUGUACCAUGUUUAUCAGACUGAAACACUACAGAAUAAAACUAUCCAGCUAUGAUCUGGACCCACAUCUGAUGAGUUGUACCACGUUUAUCAGACUGAAACACUACAGAAUAAAACUAUCCAGCUAUGAUCUGGUCCCACAUCUGAUGAGUUGUACCAUGUUUAUCAGACUGAAACACUACAGAAUAAAACUAUCCAGCUAUGAUCUGGUCCCACAUCUGAUGAGUUGUACCAUGUUUAUCAGACUGAAACACUACAGAAUAAAACUAUCCAGCUAUGAUCUGGACCCACAUCUGAUGAGUUGUACCACGUUUAUCAGACUGAAACACUACAGAAUAAAACUAUCCAGCUAUGAUCUGGACCCACAUCUGAUGAGUUGUACCACGUUUAUCAGACUGAAACACUACAGAAUAAAACUAUCCAGCUAUGAUCUGGACCCACAUCUGAUGAGUUGUACCACGUUUAUCAGACUGAAACACUACAGAAUAAAACUAUCCAGCUAUGAUCUGGACCCACAUCUGAUGAGUUGUACCACGUUUAUCAGACUGAAACACUACAGAAUAAAACUAUCCAGCUAUGAUCUGGACCCACAUCUGAUGAGUUGUACCACGUUUAUCAGACUGAAACACUACAGAAUAAAACUAUCCAGCUACGAUCUGGACCCACAUCUGAUGAGUUGUACCAUGUUUAUCAGACUGAAACACUACAGAAUAAAAAUAUCCAGCUAUGAUCUGGACCCACAUCUGAUGAGUUGUACCAUGUUUAUCAGACUGAAACACUACAGAAUAAAACUAUCCAGCUAUGAUCUGGACCCACAUCUGAUGAGUUGUACCACGUUUAUCAGACUGAAACACUACAGAAUAAAACUAUCCAGCUAUGAUCUGGACCCACAUCUGAUGAGUUGUACCAUGUUUAUCAGACUGAAACACUUUGUAGAGAAUAAAACUAUCCAGCUAUGA